AUGCCUUCCAGUCCUAAGAAGAAACGCUUCUUCAACAUCGGGUCUGUUUUCAACCCCAAAUCCAACACAAACACAAACGCGGCAUCGACCAGCAGCAACAACUCCAACCCCAGCGCCACUAACAACUCUUCCAGUGGCACACGCACCCCCACAACAGCUACCUCGGAUCCGUUGGAGUUGACUGCUUCUCCUUCGCCCUCCAACGACCUUUUGUCCGGCCCCAAAACUACAACCACAACCAGCGACACCCCCGUGCUGGCCGACUUUGGGAAACAAAAGGCCGGUUUCCGCAACACGUACAUCAACACAAGCUCCACGGCGUCCAACAACCCGUUCGCAAACCUGGGAGAGCAGCCACAAGCCGCCACAGGUACCACAUCGUCGUCUAGUAACACAAACGGAAACGCGUCUCCAGCCCUUGGUGAAAGCAACCCCGUGCCCGUCGCAGCGGGAAACAACAACAACAACAACCCUGUUGGUCUGCGUCUAGACAUUACCCCCGGCGCCGUCGAACAGGUCAAGUCGCCCUCGACCCCCUACAACAACCAAGGUCUGGCCGUGGAGGAGUUCUUCCACGAUUGCGCCGGCCCCUCCAACGAUAUCGUCACAUCCGUGACCAGUACCAACGACCACCAGCACGACAGCGCCGACUCCUCAGGCGACUCCAACGACACGGACAACAUUCCCAACUCCACGCCCCCCGAAUCUCCCACCGGAUCCAACUCCCCAGGAAACAUGAGCAUCGCAGGCGCACCCAAACGGGUCGGCGCGGGCAUGCGCUCCACUUCCGCAGCCACGCUGCAUUCGCAUGACAACGGUGGCCAGCGAGAAGUGGACCAACUGGAAGGCAUGGACGAAGAAGACGAUGUCCACAUGGCUGACUACGACGAAGAGCACAGCGGUCAGCAUGGCGACUCCAUGGACGACACUCCCGAACUCUCUUCUGCCGCCGGACACUCCACAACCGGAGCAGCAACAGCAGCAGCAUCCACAGCAGGCGCCGCCACGGCUGCCAAUACAGGCUCCACUGCGCCAUCGUCUUCACAGUCCGACGCACCGGGCUCUGCCGCCUCCGCUGCCUCCGACGGCCCCUCUGCUACAUGUGCCACUGCAUCCUCCGCUGCGCCUCCGUCUGCGCCUUCCGAGCCCCAAAUCCCGUCCAUCCGACUCACACCCGUCAUCGACCAUUCUACUUCCACCCCUGCACAAUACUUUGGUCCCAUCGAGCGACGUCUGACUAGUGGAUCCAUUCGCAUCGGCCGUCAGACGGAGUCCAAGGAUGAGCCCCAGCUUCCCCAGUACGAGCGGCCCAUUGUGUUCAAGUCCAAGGUUGUUUCGCGAUCGCAUGCGGAGUUCUUUGUCAAGGACGACCAGUGGUUUGUGCAGGAUAUGCGGUCUUCCUCAGGUACAUUCCUCAACCGUAGACGUCUGUCGGAGGCCGGCAAGCCCUCCAAGCCCCACGUUCUCAAGAACGGAGACAUGCUUCAGUUUGGCAUGGACUUCCGAGGAGGAACGGAGGAAAUCUUCAAGUGCAUCAAGGUCCGAGUGGAGACGAACCAGAGCUGGAAACGAAAGGUCCAGCAGUACAACAUCGAAGCGGUGGAGCGACUUCGAGGCAUGGCUAACGGCGAUCCCACUGACUCCGAGUGUGCUAUCUGUCUUGUGGCGGUGGGACCGUGCCAGCCACUGUUCAUUGCUCCCUGUUCGCAUGCCUGGCACUACAAGUGCAUCCGACCGCUCAUGGUCAAGACGUAUCCUCAUUUUCAGUGCCCCAACUGCAGAAACAUUUGCGAUUUGGAGGCCGAUGCCGAUGAGUCCAUGGUAAUGGAGGGAUAA
Messenger RNA from Yarrowia lipolytica CLIB122, 1836 nucleotides. RefSeq lists its product as uncharacterized. Gene Ontology annotation, biological process: protein K48-linked ubiquitination; ubiquitin-dependent protein catabolic process. Lineage: Eukaryota; Fungi; Ascomycota; Dipodascomycetes; Dipodascales. The record is from RefSeq and is a predicted model, not a curated record. Gene Ontology annotation, molecular function: protein binding; ubiquitin protein ligase activity. Gene Ontology annotation, cellular component: ubiquitin ligase complex; cell division site; cytosol.